Messenger RNA from Drosophila sulfurigaster albostrigata, 1174 nucleotides. RefSeq names its product probable cGMP 3',5'-cyclic phosphodiesterase subunit delta (gene PrBP). The transcript has a single exon. The record is from RefSeq and is a predicted model, not a curated record. Lineage: Eukaryota; Metazoa; Arthropoda; Insecta; Diptera; Drosophilidae. Gene Ontology annotation, biological process: sensory perception of light stimulus. The coding region runs from base 204 to 659 and encodes 151 amino acids. Gene Ontology annotation, cellular component: cytoplasm.
AUUCUACACACGGUCACGCUGGCUGGCACAGCUGCUUGGCUGACACAGUUCACAUACAUAUUUUUGUAUUAAAAAUAAACAUUGAUUUAUUUCCAAAAAUAUAAUCUGGAGCUGUCGAAAAGCAAAGUGCAAGGCGAAAGAACUAAAUACGCAUAGGAGAAGCAUCUCCCUUUGGUUGUGACACAAUUAGUGGCUUAGUUAAUAUGGGCUCCGAUGACCUCAGCGCCGGCGAGAAAAUCCAAAAGGGUUUCCAAAUCAACUACAUGAUAUUGCGCGAUGCGGACACCGGCAAAGUGAUCUGGCAGGAGAACAAGGACUUCUCCGCCCCCGAUGUGGAGCACGAGGCCCGAGUGCCAGUCAAAAUUCUCGAUAUGCGAGCCGUGUCACGAGAAAUCAAUUUCAGCACCAUUGAGGCCAUGGACAACUUUCGACUGGAUCAGAAAGUUCUUUUCAAGGGCCGCAUCAUGGAGGAAUGGUUCUUCGAGAUGGGCUUUGUGGGCCCGAAUACGACAAACACCUGGCAGAGCACCAUUGAGGCGGCGCCCGAAUCGCAAAUGAUGCCAGCAAAAGUCUUAAAUGGCAAUGUGACAAUUCAAACCAGUUUCUAUGACAACGAAACACUCAUCACAAAAUCGGUUGUGCGUUUGUAUUACAUAUAAAUGGAAGAGAUGGAGAUGGUGAGAAGGGGGCGCAACGCCCACACACGCAUAAGCACGCUCGCAUCACCACACACACACACCCGCAGACACACUCUUCUGCACGCACACACAGUGUCAGGUGUACGUUUUCAUAUACAAAAUAUCGCAUACAUAUUGAUCUUCUGCCUCAGCCGCUGCCGUUGUCUCUGCCGCCGUCGCCGUUGCCGCUGCUGCUGCUCAUCUGCAUUGCCAACAACAAAUGACUAGAAAAAGAAUUCAGUGAAAUGUUCUCAAAUUAACUUGGCAAUGAGACUCGAAUUGAUGUCGUUGGACUCAGCUCAAGCAACAGAAAUAAUUCUGCGCAUUUCUAUGCAAUUGUUAAUUGUGCGUUUUUAAGCUAGUGAAAAUCAUCGUAAACACACACAUACACCCACUCACAAAUACAUAUAUGGAUCUAGACUAAUGCAUUUUAAUGAAUACUUAUAAUUUAAUUGAUUGUUUAACUUAUGAUUAAAGUAUUAACGAAUGUAAUACAA